GUGAAGUAAAGGGUGAGGCCGGCCUAAGUAGCCGAAUUGCCACCUGGCAAACAAGAACCACUUUUCUUGGUCUCAACCUCCCUUAAUAAUAUAAGUCCACUCUCUUCAUAAAUUCUCGUCUCCAAUUUUUCUUUUUUCCUAAAUCAGCCAUCCAUAAGUGAAACAAAUCAAUGAAGAACAGAUUUUUCCUCUGUUUUCGACCUAUUAAUGUUGCUGAGGACUCUGUUAUUCUCAAACAUCGGUCUUCUGUAAAAAGACAUCACAAAGAAGAUUCAACUUUGAAACCAAAAGGCAGGAGGAGUAGUAGGAGAGACAAGUCAUUAAAGAAAGCAGGCUCUUCAGCAUCUGUACUUUCCUAUUCAACUUCAUCUUUAUCAUCAUCAUCAUCAUCAUCAUCUUCUUGUUCUACUACUGAAGAUGAGUUAUUAUCAAGAUCAAAUUCAUCAAGUUCAUAUGAUCAGAAAGAAGCUAAAAAUGGUUCAGCAGAACGUGACAAAGUCUAUUAUUCUAGUUCGUUUUGGGUAUAUUUGUUUAUUUUCAUUUUAUGUUUGCUUAUCUAUAUUGGUAAGGUCUAUGCAAUAGUUGUAACGUCAUUAGGGGUUAUGUUUUUCACCUUAGUUGGAAACCGGAAAUUGGAAAAUCGUAUGUAGUUGCUGGAACUGAAAUAAGAAAACAGAGGCAAAAUUAAGGAAAAUCCCUCUCUACUCAUGAGCAUGGUAAAUUAACAUUUACUAAUU
Lycium barbarum (goji berry) is the source of this 737-nucleotide messenger RNA. RefSeq lists its product as uncharacterized. The transcript is spliced from 2 exons. The coding region runs from base 171 to 650 and encodes 159 amino acids. Lineage: Eukaryota; Viridiplantae; Streptophyta; Magnoliopsida; Solanales; Solanaceae. The record is from RefSeq and is a predicted model, not a curated record.